Messenger RNA from Lolium rigidum, 1172 nucleotides. RefSeq names its product DNA repair protein RAD51 homolog 4. Lineage: Eukaryota; Viridiplantae; Streptophyta; Magnoliopsida; Poales; Poaceae. Gene Ontology annotation, cellular component: centrosome; replication fork; Rad51B-Rad51C-Rad51D-XRCC2 complex. The record is from RefSeq and is a predicted model, not a curated record. Gene Ontology annotation, molecular function: ATP binding; single-stranded DNA binding; four-way junction DNA binding. Gene Ontology annotation, biological process: reciprocal meiotic recombination; DNA strand invasion; double-strand break repair via homologous recombination.
AUGGAUCAAGAUCGACCUCCCGUUGAACCUGGGUGCGUGCUGUGGUCUGAUGGGAUGGACCUGCUCCAAGAUGCGGCGGAAAGAAAACAUUUCCUCCCUACCGGACUUGAAGGCAUUGACACGCUUCUUGGAGGCGGGCUGCGCAAAGGUCAGUUGACAGAGUUAACUGGCCAGUCGUCUUCCGGUAAAACACAGGCCUGUCUAUACUCUGCUGCACACGUUGCAGCCAGGCAUAUGGGCGCUGUUUUGUACUUGGAUACUAGCAAUUCGUUCUCUCCUAGCCGAAUUGCUCGCAUUCUUGAUGAAGUGCCUGUCUCUUUGAUCAAAGAGAUUAUCCUAAAAACUCCUGUGAUUUCUAAGAACCUGAGUUUCAACUUGCAGCCAAAGGACGUGAGGCUUAAGAGGGUCAUGAGCAGCAUCAUCUGUGAAUCUGUAUUCGAUAUAUUUGCUUUGUUUGAAGUACUGAAUCAACUUGAAGUCUCGCUGAAUAACAAGGCAAACAAUGGUGGGAACAAGAUAUGCCUGCUUAUCAUUGACUCGAUAUCAUCUCUACUUGCUCCCAUCAUCGGCGGGAAGUAUUCACAAGGACGGUCGAUGAUGAUAUCAGUGGCAAUGAUUCUUAAAAAGUUGGCAGAUAAGCAUAAUCUAUCUGUUCUGGUAACAAAUCAUAUGGUUGCUGGGAAUGGAGCUCCUAAGCCUGCCCUUGGUGAGAGUUGGAAAGCUGUUCCACAUAUUCGCUUGAUGAUCUCGCGUGAUCGUGGGAGCAAUAUCUGCACAGCAACAAUAUUGAAGCACACACUACUGGCUUCUGGCCGCCAUAUGAAAUUUGCAGUAUCUGGCUGAAUUUGCUGAACAUGGCGUUCCAGGAGCUAACGCGUUAAGAGCACAACUAAAGGUUUCUUGAAUAUAUAUUUUCCUACGAGCAAACAGCAGAGGAGUAUACUACACAUAGGAACACGUGAGGCUAACCGAGUACUCUCUUGUCCUGGGAUUAGUUUCCUACCAGGGAGACUGCAUCCUCGUCUCACCCGUGCACGCGUUGCUGCGUACCAGUACUGGAUACAUGCAUGUAGUUUUCAGAUGUGUAGCCACCGACGAUCCAUCAAUCCAUGUACACACACACUAAUGUGUGCGCACAUACGUUCUAGGAAAUGAAAUAUGAAUGUACUGUA